This is a messenger RNA of Aedes aegypti (yellow fever mosquito), 3550 nucleotides long. RefSeq names its product endothelin-converting enzyme homolog (gene Nep3). The record is from RefSeq and is a predicted model, not a curated record. NCBI's taxonomy places the organism in Eukaryota, Metazoa, Arthropoda, Insecta, Diptera, Culicidae. Gene Ontology annotation, biological process: protein processing. The transcript is spliced from 5 exons. Gene Ontology annotation, molecular function: metalloendopeptidase activity. Gene Ontology annotation, cellular component: plasma membrane. The coding region runs from base 608 to 3004 and encodes 798 amino acids.
UUUUAUCGCCAUUCCCAUAUGGAUACGCCGUUCGAAACAACAAAAUAGGUCGCGUAGAAAAUUGUCAUUUUUUCGGGAAAAUUUGCUUUCCAAUUGGUGUGACUCGUAAAAAUCCAAUAUGUGAGAGGGAUUUUUCAAUCAUAUCGCUAAAUUGAUUUCUACGGUGAUUGAAAUGUGAUGAGUUUUUCAAUGUAUCGGGCAAGCUUCGAGUGUUCCUUGUAAAAUCAAUUUCACAAAAAUGAAAGUGAUUUGGAUGUUUUUCCAUAUAGUUUAUUGCUUUAAUGAAUCUGUUUAAUCAUCGUCAAUCGUAUACGUGAUCCACGGAAAGGAAUGAAGAGUUAAUCAGAGGCUAACAGGCAAAUAAAUCGUCGUCGAAUUAGAAAAGUCAAAAAGAUGUGUUUAUUGAUUUUCUCACAAGGAUAAACAAAGCUGCAGGAAUGAAGUAUUCACGUGUCGGAUAUCAGUGAUAAAUAUGCAUUAACCGCACGCAAAGAACGGACAAGAAUAUAAAUAUUUUGGGUUGUGUCGAAGGAAGCUUCCGAUGUGCAAUAAAGCGUGCUGAAAGUCGUUUAUAUAUUAGUGGCUGAAACGAAUAGCGACCAAGUCAAUGAGUCUGAUAAUGUCAGUUCAGAUGACUCGAUACAAACAGGCCCAGUUUGCCGAUGAAGAUAGCAGUAGCAUUGGCUCGGUUCAGAUCACAGAAACCAGACACAGUCCGACGAGGCACAUUCGUUAUCACACAGCCAGGGGGACGUCUCUGUGGAAUGCCCGCAGCAAACUCGAAAAGGUUCUCCUGCUGCUGGUGCUGAUAUCGGUAGUGACGAUUGUUACCCUGAUCUGCAUAUUGGCGACCGAAAACACCAGGAUACUGCACGUGCAGCCUCACGUUGACUCCAACAUCUACAAAGGAGCAACUGUGGACGGAGACGUACCACUGCCAUGUCUGAACAAGCACUGUAUCUUCGCUGCCAGCGAAAUAUUGCAUUCGAUCGAUUCCACGGUAGAUCCGUGCGAUGAUUUCUACGCUUACUCCUGCAACCAGUGGAUCAAGAACAACCCGAUUCCGGAUGGCAAAUCCAUGUGGGGAACAUUCGGUAAGUUGGAACAGCAGAACCAACUGGUCGUUAAAAACGUUCUGGAGCGACCGGAAGCGGAAUUCAAAUCAAAAUCGGAGAAAAAGGCCAAACUGUACUACCAGUCCUGUUUGGAUGAAGAUGAAACCAUGGAAAAAUUGGGAGCGGAUCCGUUGCUGAAACUGUUGAAGAAUAUUGGCGGUUGGAAUGUAACGGCCAACGCCACUGGGUUCGAUGUUAAGAAAUGGUCAUUGCAAAAGUCGCUCCAAAUUUUGCAGAUCAAGUACAACAUGGGUGGUCUGUUUGGUUGGGCUGUUGGAGAAGAUGAUCGUAAUUCUAGUAAACAUAUCAUACAGAUCGAUCAAGGCGGGUUAACACUACCCUCACGGGACAACUAUCUGAAUAAGACGGCCAAUGCCAAGAUCUUGACUGCUUACUUGGACUACAUGGUGAAGGUGUCGGUAUUGCUUGGGGCAGAUGAAGCCGAUGCACGUCGACAGAUGACGGAUGUAAUUGAUUUUGAAACCAAGCUGGCCAACAUUACAACACCACAGGAUAUGCGGCGUGACGAAGAGGAAAUGUACCACUUGAUGACAAUUAAAACAUUGCAGUCGAAAGCACCAUUCAUCGUUUGGCGGGACCAUUUUGAUGAAGCUUUCCGUUUGGUGAAGCGAAAAAUCACCGAAAAGGAAAAUGUGGUAGUUUACGCACCGGAGUAUUUGGAGAAAUUGAACGCUUUGGUCAUGGAGUACAACACCACUGAUGAUAAGAAAACGAUAUUGAAUAACUAUCUGGUAUGGCAAACAGUGCGCACGCUUACGUCCUGUUUAUCGAAAGCAUUCCGAGAUGCAUACAAAGGACUACGGAAGGCACUAAUUGGCUCUGAUGGAGGGGAAGAGCCGUGGAGAUACUGCGUGAGUGAUACAACUAAUGUGCUUGGAUUUGCUAUAGGAGCAAUGUUUGUCCGAGAAGUGUUUCAUGGUGAGUCUAAAAGUCGAGCGGAAGAAAUGAUUAAUGAAGUACGAACGGCAUUCAAAGAUAAUCUGCAAAACUUGGCCUGGAUGGACAACGAGACAAGACAGUUGGCUAACGAAAAAGCUGAUAAAAUAUCUGACAUGAUAGGGUUUCCCGAUUACAUUUUAACUCCUGAAGAAUUAGAUAAGAAAUAUCAAGAUUUGAACAUAGACCCGAAGGCAUACUUUGAUAACAACAUUAAUUUUAAUAUUUAUAGCUUGAAGAAAAAUUUGGAAAAGCUCGAUCAACCAGUUGAUAAGACUCGUUGGGGUAUGACUCCACCCACUGUGAAUGCUUAUUAUACUCCAACCAAGAAUCAGAUUGUGUUCCCUGCAGGAAUACUGCAGCUUCCAUUCUUUGGUAUGCAGAAUCCAAAGAGUUUGAAUUACGGAGGGAUGGGCGUUGUAAUGGGGCAUGAGCUGACCCAUGCAUUCGAUGAUCAGGGUAGAGAAUACGACAAAUUCGGUAACCUGCAUCAGUGGUGGAAUAAUAAAACAAUAGAAAAGUUCAAGAAACAGACCGAGUGUUUCAAUACACAGUACAGCUCGUAUAAAGUAAACGGAAAGAAUCUUAACGGCAAACAAACAAUGGGUGAGAAUAUUGCAGAUAAUGGAGGUCUGAAGGCAGCAUUCCACGCAUACAUAAAAAAUGAAAAAUUCAGCACUUCGGACACUGACAUCUUGCCACUUCCUGGCUUGAAUCUCACACAUCGUCAGCUGUUUUUUGUUUCGUUUGCUCAGGUUUGGUGCUCAACGGUGACAGACGAAACUACAACUUUACAGAUAGAAAAGGAUCCACACUCUCCACCGAUGUAUCGAGUGAUUGGAUCAUUGUCAAAUUUGAGGGAAUUCUCCGAUACUUUCAAGUGUCGUCCAGGUUCUCGAAUGAAUCCUAUCAGCAAAUGUGAAGUAUGGUAAAAGACUGUUUAGAAUGAUUUCCAUGGAUAAGCUCAAAGCUUGAACAAGCUGCGUGAAACGCAUAGCAAAAUUUCGUACUACUGUUCGAUUUUCAGAAUCUGAUUCUCAGUCAAUACUUUUCAAUCAAUUAUUACCUCAAUUCAAUGGACAAAAGCUCAAGCUACCUUGAAAUCAGAAUGAAAAUCUGCAUAAAAAUGGUUAGGAAUGCUGCUAUUAAAGAUGAAAAUUCAUGUUUGUACACAUCAUUCAUUUAUCAUAAAAUCCAUCUGCAACAUUCAGUUCUAAUUAUUUAAUCAAAGAGAUCAAUCAACAACUGCGAUGCCAAAUAUUCCUAUAAGUUAAAGAAAAACUCUCUGUCCUAAUGUAUUAAUGACCUAGUGAUUAGAAUCGAUACUGUGCUUAUUGAAAAUAUCUAUGAGUGUAUAAAUUGCAAAGUUACUAAAUGUGAUUUACAGACCAGAACAAAAACAGAGAUCUUCAAAUGAUCUAGUAAAACUGCAGUGCAAAAUAUCCUUGUUGAGCAAAACAGUUUUAGGAUACUACUUA